AUGGGGUUUGAUAAUGAGUGCAUACUGAAUAUCCAAUCUCUUGCGGGGGAGUACUUUUGCCCGGUGUGUCGUCUUCUCGUCUACCCAAAUGAAGCAUUACAGUCACAGUGCACUCAUCUGUACUGUAAGCCUUGUUUGACAUAUGUUGUGAGCACUACCAAAGCGUGUCCGUACGAUGGCUACUUAGUGACAGAGGCAGAUGCCAAGCCCCUUGUUGAAUCAAAUAAGACGCUCGCUGAAACCAUUGGGAAGAUAGGAGUUCAUUGCCUGUAUCACAGGAGUGGGUGCCCAUGGCAGGGGCCUUUAUCUGAUUGCACAUCUCAUUGUUUUGGUUGUGCCUUUGGAAAUUCUCCCGUAGUGUGCAACAGGUGCGGAAUCCAAAUUGUGCAUUGUCAAGUGCAGGAACAUGCACAAAGUUGCCCUGGUGUGCAGCCCCAAGCACAGCAGGCAGAGGGUGCCACCUCAGCCUCUGGCACAGCUACUUCUACUGAUCAGACCCAGGCUGCCACUCAGAUAGGUACAGCAACGUCUCAGUCACAGGUUUCCCAAACCGCAAGUGCCACUAUACCUGGAGCUGAUCCAAAUUCUCAAGCUCAAGCUGUCGUUCAAGCUGCUGCUCCGACUGCUGACCAGUGGUAUCAGCAACAAUAUCAGCAGUACUACCAGCAGUAUCCUGGAUAUGAUCCAUAUCAACAACAGUAUCAGCAGUACUAUCCCUAUCAGCAGCCAGGAAUUCCACAACCACAGCAACCAGCAAUUCCACAACAACAGCAGCCUUUGCAGGCUAAUCCACCCUAUGGGACAGUCCAGUCUCAACAACAGGCAUACCUGCAACCUCCUCUCGUAUCUCAACCUCAACUACAUACCCAACAAUCUCAAUCUCAUGCUCAACCCCAACCAGUAGUUCAGCCUCCACUUGUGCAGGCUCCUAUGGCUGUGCAAACUCAAAACCAGACAUCAGUCAACCAACAGCUUCAAUUUCAGCCUGCUGUGGCACCACAUUCACAAAUUCAAGCACAGACUUACCCAUCAGCUCAUGGGCAAGCUCAACUUCCGCCUCAAGCAUAUUUCCAAGCCCAAAUGACUCAAUAUCAGCAGCCCCAGGUUCAGCAGAUUACACAGACACAGCUUCAACAGAAUCCCCAGCUUCACCCAUCUCAGCCCAUGAAUGCUACAGUCCAGUCUCAGACACAGCUCCCAUCAUCUAAUGCAUCAGCUGGCCAUCAUCUGUUCCCUCAAUCUCACCCUCAUCAACCAGUGCUCUCAGCAGCCCCCCAACAACGUACUGUGCAUUUGCAAUCUCAAGGAGCGCCUAAUUCUCAGUCACAAAACCAUGUUCAGACUCAGAUUCAGUUCCCUCUACAACCCCCACUUUUGCGACCACCGCCAUUUCAAACAACAAUUCCAAACCAGCCGCAGACAGCCUUGUUGCCUUCACCUAGCAUGAUCUCUGCACAACAGCCUCCAGUUCACUCCUUUGCUCAACAACCUGGAAUUCCUCCUCUCCAGCGACCUCUAAUCCAGCCAGUCCAACAGCUAAAUCCUCAGCAGUAUUUCCAGAAUCAGCCCUAUGUACAACAGACACCUGCCACAUUGUCGCAAUUACGUCCCCAGGGCCAAUCUCAUUCAUUCCCACAACAUAUACGUGCCUCAAACCAGUCUCAGCAGAAUGUUGUAUUGUCUCAGGGAAUGCAACAUAUUCAGCCUUCAAAUCUUGUGGGACGGCCUAUGAUGCCAAGUCAUGGAGUACUACCUCAGCCAUAUGCACAAACAGUUGGAGGAGUUCUGCCAAGGCCAAUGUAUCCUCCUUUAAACCAUCAAUCUUCAAAUCAGAAUAAUAUAGGCAGAACCAACAACCAAGUGCAACCGGGAGCAAAUUCAAGACCAACAAUGACCACAAGGCCAGCAGAGAAAGAAGCUGAGUUAUCUGCUAAGAAUGGUGCACAGGAUGUGGGUGUCUCGUCUGCUGUAGUUGCUGAUUCCGAAGCUAAAACUGUAAAAUCUGAGGUGGAUAUAAAGUCCACUGAUGAUGGAAAUAAACCUUCUUCUGAAGACAGGAGUUAUCAGGGUACCAAGGAGAUUCCAGAGUCUAAGGGGAUGUUGGGGGCGAAUGGAGAGUCUGAAAGUAAGCCAACGUUGAAGGAAGAGGGUGUAGAUAGUACUUUGGAGGAUUUAAGCAAUGGUAAACUGGGUGAACUUGUAGCUGAAGGUGCAAAAGAUGCUCCCAGCAGUGGCAUGAAACUGGGGGAGCAUAAAGAAAUGCCACCAGAAGAAGCUCAACUUCAUGGAGUAAAGGAUAAAAAAUUGCAAAAAGUUGUUAGUAGCACUGAGGAGGGUUCUCAAACUGUUUCUAUAUCUUCAGCUCCUAUAGGUCAGGUACAAGCUGGCGGCCUAAUGCAACCUUCCCAUCCUGGUUCUGCUAUACUCCAGCAAAAGCCAGGGGCACCUCCUUUGUUACAAGUGCCUUCUUCAGGGCCUCCACAUCAUAUACUGGGUUCUGGGCAGCCCUUAGCUCAUGUAAGGCCUCAGGGACCUGGACAUGUGCCUGGGCAUCCUUCUCAUCUAUCUGAGCAUUUCCAAUCACCUAGGGGAAACCUGGGAUUUGCAGCAUCAUCUGCGAAUGCAAGUCAGCAUGGGCCUUAUAACCAAAGCCAUGCACCUCCUCAUUCAGGGGCACCCAGAGGGCCACCAUUUGCACCUCCCCCUAGUGCUUUUGAUUCUCAUGGAGGUAUAAUGGCCCGAGCAGCACCCUAUGGCCAUGAAGGUCAGAUGGGCCUACAGAGGCCAGCUUUUCAGAUGGAACAGGGAGCAACUGGACAGCCAUCUGGUAUCAUCUCAAACAUGCUCAGGAUGAAUGGAAAUCCAGGCUUCGAAUCCUCAUCAACUCUGGGGUUGAGGGAUGAAAGAUUUAAAGCUUUGCCGGAUGGGAGGUUGAAUCCCUUCCCAGGAGACCCAACUCGUGUGAUUAGUCGAGUAGGGUUUGAAGAUGAUCUCAAGCAAUUCCCUAGGCCUUCUUUUCUGGAUUCUGAGCCUCUUCCAAAACUAGGGAAUUACUCAUCUCGAGCCUUUGAUAGGAGACCUUUCGGAGUCAAUUAUGAUACUCGUCUAAAUAUAGAUCCUGCGGCUGGCUCUGCUCCAAGGUUCCUGUCUCCUUAUGGUCACGCUGGAUUAAUUCAUGCCAAUGAUACAAUUGGUCACCCAGAUUUUGGUGGACGGCGCCUUAUGGACGGUUUGGCCCGACGAAGUCCAAUCAGAGAUUACCCUGGCAUCCCAUCUCGAUUUAGGGGAUUUGGCCCUGAUGAUUUUGAUGGCAGGGAAUUCCAUCGAUUUGGUGAUCCACUUGGCAGGGAAUUCCAUGAUAAUAGGUUUCCUAAUCAACAUUUUCGGCGGGGAGAGUUUGAGGGUCCUGGUAAUAUGCGAGUAGAUGAUCGUAUGAGGAAUGAUUUGAUUGGUCAAGAUGGUCACUUAGGUCAUCUUCAGAGGGGAGAGCAUCUGGGUCCUCAUAACUUGCCUGGUCAUUUGCAUAUGCGAGAGCAUGUGGGUUUUGGUGUCCAUCCUCGACAUGCAGGGCCUGGGAGCUUUGAAUCGUUUAUUGGUAACAGGGCUAAUCAUCCACGUCUUGGUGAGCCUGGAUUUAGGAGCAGCUUUUCACUUAAGAGAUUUCCAAAUGAUGGCACUUAUGCAGGAGAGCUGGAGUCUUUUGAUCACUCAAGGAAAAGGAAGCCAGCAAGCAUGGGAUGGUGUCGUAUCUGUAAAGUUAACUGCGAAACAGUUGAGGGCUUGGAUGUGCAUUCACAAACAAGGGAACACCAGAGAAUGGCUAUGGAAAUGGUACAAAUUAUCAAGCAGAAUGCCAAGAAGCAGAAACUAACCUCUGGUGAUCAGUCCUCGAUAGAGGAUGCAAACAAGUCAAAGAUUACCAGUUCCGAGAGCCAGAGUGAAAAGUCUUGAUUGAUGAUGGUGUGUUGCAGCGUGGAUCUCUUUGGUUGCAUUUGAGUGGGGUCCAGUUAGUUUCUUUGGUUUUAUUGCGAUAGCAAUAUAGGUGAUGCACCCUUCCAUGCCUCUUUUCUCUUCCUUCGGGGUGGUUUAUGCUAGCUUUGUCCUUUCAGGUUGCUGCCAUGUUAAUGGAGAUGGUAUUUGGAACUGAAGUUCAAUGGCAGUUAAGUUUGUUGGUUUUUGACUUUCAAGCAUUAUCUAUUAUGACUAGGAUUGUUUUUGUUCACGUGAGCAUUAUAAAUUCAGAAGUUUCAUAUUGCUGUU
Messenger RNA from Fragaria vesca subsp. vesca, 4260 nucleotides. RefSeq lists its product as uncharacterized. NCBI's taxonomy places the organism in Eukaryota, Viridiplantae, Streptophyta, Magnoliopsida, Rosales, Rosaceae. The record is from RefSeq and is a predicted model, not a curated record. The transcript is spliced from 5 exons. The coding region runs from base 1 to 3951 and encodes 1316 amino acids.